Messenger RNA from Notolabrus celidotus (New Zealand spotty), 3179 nucleotides. RefSeq names its product SH2B adaptor protein 3 (gene sh2b3). Lineage: Eukaryota; Metazoa; Chordata; Actinopteri; Labriformes; Labridae. Gene Ontology annotation, molecular function: transmembrane receptor protein tyrosine kinase adaptor activity. Gene Ontology annotation, cellular component: plasma membrane. Gene Ontology annotation, biological process: intracellular signal transduction. The record is from RefSeq and is a predicted model, not a curated record. The transcript is spliced from 8 exons. Bases 375 to 2618 code for a protein of 747 amino acids.
UGUUGAUAUUCCGUCGACUUGAUGCAUAAGCUGGACCGCGGCACAUUUUUUGACAACGGAAAUGAGUCGCCACUUUUUACAGCGUCAAGUUCGUGGCUAAAAGUUUUCUUUCCUCUUUUUUUUUGUGCUUUAAGGAACUGUCUUGUGCACUCACCAUGAGAGAGACAGCGACGGGCUCUUUGACACGCAGCUUCUCCUCCGGUGUCCAGUUUCUCUCGCUCCUCUCCGCCGUCGUUUUGACUUACUUUAGAUGCUUCUCGACACACUUCCGUUAUGCAAAGUCCAACUUGUUGGUUAGUCGUCGUGCUGCGGUGGGUUCCCAUCCGAGAUAACGGAGAAUGUGACAGUGAUUCUCAGCCGGUCUGGUUACUGCAAUGAAUGGUAACACUAUCCAUCCAGCCAACACCACCACAACAGCAGGAGGAGGCCCAGGCUUGGCAGCACCCCCAAGAGGCUGGAGGGAAUUCUGCGAGCUACACGCCAUCGCCACAGCCCGGCAGCUGGCCGGACACUACCAGAGCUUCGCCAGAGAGCGGCCCCAACAUGACGUCCUCCCACCAGAGACCUUUUCCAAGCAGUUCACUGACCUCUUCCAGCAGCACUUCUGCUGUGAGGUCGACAAAGAUGGCGCUCCGCUCAGCCAGAUUACAGGCUCUACUGCUACCAGUAGUGCUUCCUCCACCACACCAUUAGAGGGUUUAAUCGGUCGAUUGCGGUUCACAUCUUUGUCAGGAGUGCAGGAUUAUAGGGAGGCUGGCCGGCCAAGUGGAGGAGCAGCACAGUUUAAUGUGGUGUCACCAAAAGUUGAGCCUGUGGUGUUGAGACGUGAACAGGAGCAACCACUGCGAUGCUCAGCAGGAUCUUCCUUUUCAGGAAACCAGGUGGUGCUCAGAAGUUCCAAUCGUAGUAUCGGCGGCGGGUCACUGCUGAUUCGCAGCCGUAGCAAUGAGGAUAUCUCGGGCACAGACCGUCGCCAGGUAUCUGAACGGUACUCCUCUGAUUCCUCGACCUCUAACCCUGGACAUGCUGACGUCACACAUUUCUCUGUCAGUCAAAUCAGACAGACCGUGAGGCGGCUUCUCAAGAAACGGCCUGUUCCCAGCCCCCCUUCAUCCCAGGACCUGUCUCUUAGCAACCCUACUUCAAACAACAACAACGAUCCCCCAAAUAAUGUCGACAGAGUGGGCUGCAUUUCCUCUCCAAACGAAGAGGUGUCGUCGUCCUCUUCGUCCCACUCUUCGUCUUGUCUGAACUCUGAAGCCACAACCCCGACGUCUUCACUCGUGGCGGGGGUUGCCUCUAACUUUCUGGAUCGAUUCCGUCGGAUACGUGUCGGGAGUAUGAGGCAGAGGAGGUCAGAGGGGAGUGGCUGCUGUAAGGAGGGCUCACUGAGGUACUUGCUGGUAGAUGACACUAUCUCGGACUCUCAGCCCCACUGGCAACGCUGCCGCCUGCUGAUCAGGAGGAUCAGGGAUGCUCAAGGAGGAGGAGGAGGAGGAGGAGGAAGAGGAGGAGGGGAGAAGUACCAGUUGGAGCUCUAUGAUCCUCCAAAGGCCUCCAGUCCCAAGCUGACGACUCACUGCUCAGAUAUCCAAGAAGUCCGUCGUUGCAACCGUCUGGAGAUGCCUGACAACUUAAACACAUUCGUUUUAAAGGUUAAUCGAGGUAGUCUGAUAUUUGAGACAGACAACGACCAGCAGGUCAGCUCUUGGACUACAGAGCUAAAAGAGUGCAUCAGUAACAGAUCGGGCAGUGUGGAACUGGAGCCCCUCCCCUCCCCAGCUGAAAGCUCUGCUUCAACCAAUCACAGAGCGGGCAUAGAGUCAGGAGGUCAAAAAAAUUUAUACCGCUCUGUUCCUCCGUUCAUCCCCUCCUCAGCCCCGGUCAACUUCCCCAUGCCGGAGCAGGUUGUCCAGAAGACGGAUCACUUCCUUUUCUCGUACCCUUGGUUCCACGGGUCAAUCUCCAGAGUGAAGGCAGCCUACCUGGUCCAGAGCUCCGGACCUGAGGGACACGGUGUGUUUCUGGUCCGACAGAGUGAGACACGUAGAGGAGACUACGUCCUCACGUUUAACUACCAGGGGAAAGCAAAGCACCUGCGCCUCUCUCUAACAGAAUGGGGUCAGUGCAGGGUUCAACACCUGCGCUUCCCUUCUGUCACGGACAUGCUCAGUCACUUCCGCCUUUCCCCAAUCCCGCUCGAGUGUGGAUCCGACCGGGCCGUCACGCUGUCCAGCUUCGUCGUAGCGGGCUCCAGCCCUCCGUCACAGGGUCAGCUGUCAGGCGCUCUCCUCGUCCCGUUCUCCCUCCACAGGUGGAGCUCUGAGCCCAGCCUGGCUCAUUGCAGCUUGGCUCGCAGCUCCGCCCCCGGCACCACCUCCACCUCUGGCCCCAGCUCUGUCUCCCACACGAGGAGCCACACAUCCACUCGCACCAACCCCGCUCCCGACCCUCCUCCCUCAGCCCUGGCUCCUCUUCGUCGAAGUGAAUCUGUGGGCAGGAGACCCCUGCUACGCCACCACCCCAACCCCCAACUCCCUCACCGGGACUCGGACUAUGAGCUGGAACCCGACCGAGGGCGCAAGCGGGCAAUAGACAACCAGUACAUGUUGCUCUGACUGACAGUCACACUCCUCCAUCAACUCUUACUGACAGCUGUCACACAUGAUCACGCACACAUCCGUACACACUUUGAUACCCGCACUCAGCUUCAUAUGGACAUGUGAGACUCUCAGAGAGAACAGGAUGCUAACACAAUCACAGCAGACUUGUGAACUUGAGCAGAAAAAGUCUUGGUCUGAUUGAUGUGCAUGUGUAUUUCAAAACACACAUACACACACUCACUUUGAGAGUGUGUUGCCAGUGUCAGACUCUCACAACCUCCCCCAUGUGUCCACAGUGAAUGUAUUUUGGGAGUUUUCUAACUGUGUUGAACGUGAUGAUGAUGAUGAUGAUUCUAGUUUUAUGAUCUUGAGGUUCUGGGAGAGGGAGGAGGAGCUGCACGUGUAGCUGUCCUCCAAAGAAAAUAUUUUUAAAUGCUCCUUUUCCUCUGAACUCACAGAGGCAUGCUUGAUUUAACAUGUUUGGCACUUAACCUUUACUAAUGGUAAGUAACAGCCUGUGAAAUUUGUUAAAUCAAGUGCUCAAUUAAAAUAUUUAUAAGACAUUUAGUCCUCACA